This is a messenger RNA of Oenanthe melanoleuca, 1924 nucleotides long. It is a transcript of the gene TMEM35A, whose product is annotated as transmembrane protein 35A. NCBI's taxonomy places the organism in Eukaryota, Metazoa, Chordata, Aves, Passeriformes, Muscicapidae. Gene Ontology annotation, biological process: positive regulation of protein localization to cell surface; chaperone-mediated protein complex assembly. The coding region runs from base 259 to 765 and encodes 168 amino acids. The record is from RefSeq and is a predicted model, not a curated record. The transcript is spliced from 2 exons. Gene Ontology annotation, cellular component: endoplasmic reticulum. Gene Ontology annotation, molecular function: acetylcholine receptor regulator activity.
CUGUGGGCGAUUUAUGGAGCACACAAGGAAAGGAGAGGAUGAGUUCCUCUUACGCUCCAGUGCUGGAGCUGCCUGGCUCUGGCUGCAGGGCUUUAGGACCCAGGCGUUGCUGAGUGGAGGAGGCUGAAUCCCCUCCCGCUGUCAUCCUCCUGCCUCUGCAGCUUUAUUCCUACAGCCUUCAAUGGUGACGGACUCCCUCCCACCCGGGCUGGCAGCCAGAGCCACAAGGCCUCGCUAGGAGCGGAUCCCCGCGGCUCUAUGGCAUCUCCCAGGACCAUCACCAUCGUCGCCCUCUCGGUGGCCCUGGGGCUCUUCUUCGUCUUUAUGGGGACCAUCAAACUGACGCCCCGGCUCAGCAGGGAUGCCUACAAUGAGAUGAAACGAGCCUACAAAAGCUACGUGCGGGCCCUGCCCAUGCUGAAGAAGAUGGGAGUCAGCUCCAUCCUCCUCCGCAAGAGCAUCGGCGCGCUGGAAGUGGCGUGUGGCAUUGUCAUGACACUGGUGCCCGGCCGCCCCAAGGACGUGGCCAACUUCCUGCUGCUCCUCCUCGUGCUGGCUGUGCUCUUUUUCCACCAGCUGGUGGGGGACCCCCUGAAGCGUUAUGCCCACGCCCUGGUCUUUGGGAUCCUGCUCACCUGCCGCCUGCUGAUCGCCCGCCAGCCCGAGGAGCUGCCGCCAGAGAAGAGGAUGCUGUCGGUGAACGGGGAUGAGCAGCCACUCAUCCACGAAGCAGCUCCUGAGAAAGGCAAAAUGAAGGUAUCCUAGUUGAGUGCAUGUGAGGAAACACGGACCCUCGAGGCAGCACUCUCCAAAAUCACCCAGAAAAUUUGUUUUUUAUUUACCUACUUACAUUUUUUUUUUUUUUUUUUGGUCUGUCUAAAUAAAGUUGCACUUGGGGUCUGAGAGAUACAAGGUAUGUCUACACUGUAGUCUUGCUUUUGCUGCUGCCCUGUAAUGUAGAAAAACACAAGCUAGCUUCCACAGGGACAGCUUGGAGGCAGUCGGCAACCCAGCUGGAGCAGUGCUGGCCUCAGCAGGAGCUGCAAAACCAGCCUGAGACCCUGGGCAGAGACCUGGGUGGGCACUCGGGCCACCCUGGCACUGCUGCAGUGGGAGAUCGGUCCUGAGCACCAGCCCUCAGCCCCACGGCAGCAGAGCUGGCCUGGGUGGGCUGCUGCUGCCCAGGACAGUGGCUGGGCAGGACAUGACACACAUCUGCAUUUCCCUUUCCAUGGUCAAGGGGUAAAAGGGACCCUGUUACCAAAAAAUUGCUGGUUUUGUGUGUUGGAGAGAGGGAUUCCUUGGGCUUUGCUGCCUCGGUGCCAGUCCUUUCUAUGGAAUGGUUAUCCAGAGAAAAUAUGGGGUGCUCUGUUUACAUCUUUGAUUUCUGUGCAGAGACUCCAAAACUGGGACAAUGGCCUGAUAACAGUAGUUUUUUGCCUGCUUCACAUGAGGCAGUGGCAUCUCUUUACCCUUCUUAGCAGUGAGUAAGGGUGCCUGGAGAGGGGAUGGGGAGCAGGACUGCCCAAAGAACUCCAAAAUAUCUCUCUGAUGUUGGCAAGUAGCACUGUGCCCCCAAGUUCUCUGCAAGCUCCUUUUUUUUCCCCCUCACAGCUACUGUGACUUUAUAGAAUUGUUGUUUAUUUCUGGUAGACGAGGGUCUGAACAAUUGCAGGUACCUCACUGCUCAUCCCACAUACAGCCCCAGUGAGCUGGGAUAAGUCCUGUUACCAGAGCCUGAAUCCCUGUGUUGUAUCUGAAAUCUUAGAGUGUCAUAAGGAGCAUGUGUUACCUCUGAAAUUUGUCUGGUUUUCUUAAUGUUUGUCUGUUUUCAGUUCUUACUUUUUUUCCUUUUUUUUUUAUUUUUAAAUUUUUUUUUUUAAAUUUUAAUUAGUCACAAAAAUAAACUUUUUGAAAUUUGGAG